Messenger RNA from Amborella trichopoda, 633 nucleotides. Its product is annotated as F-box protein At1g67340. Gene Ontology annotation, molecular function: protein binding. NCBI's taxonomy places the organism in Eukaryota, Viridiplantae, Streptophyta, Magnoliopsida, Amborellales, Amborellaceae. The record is from RefSeq and is a predicted model, not a curated record.
AUGUCCAAGAAACGCAAGCAGCCUUUUGAACGUCUUCCUGAUGAAAUGAUUGCAGAGAUCAUGGUCGACUCUGUGUCGUUUGAUGAUCUCAAUGCGCUUAAAAAUACGUGUAAGAGGUUUAAGAGCCUCUCUGAAGACGCUUUGGUUUUGCAACGAAUUUCAAGGGAGGUAGUUGCUGAAAGCCUAUGGCAAAAGAACAACAAACCCACGGCAUACCUCAAACGAUGUGCAGAUGCAGGAAAUCCUGAAGCCCAAUACCUCUUGGGAAUGAUGACGAUCUUUUGCUCCGGGAAGAAAGAGGAGGGUGAGGAAUAUUUAAGGAAUGCGAUUAAAAGAGGUCACCCUGGUUCUAUCUAUGCAAUGGGAUUGAUCCUUAUCAGUGAGGGGAAAUAUUCAGAAGGAAAAGAGCAUAUGGAAAGGAUUGACCAUAAUCUUUCAUCUUGUAGAAGCAUUACUAAGUGGGUCCUUAGAAAGAUCUGGGUUAACCAGAAGCUGCCGUGCAAAGUAGAAAAAUGCGAGAAUUCAAAGUGCCAAAGUCCGAGAAUGAUGGGAUGGGAUGAAGCGAAGGAUUACAGUCGAUGCUGUUCGACUAAGUGUAAAUGGACAUGGGAGCUCAAGGAAUUUUGCUUUUGA